This is a messenger RNA of Kluyveromyces marxianus DMKU3-1042, 465 nucleotides long. It is a transcript of the gene NCB2, whose product is annotated as negative cofactor 2 transcription regulator complex subunit NCB2. Gene Ontology annotation, molecular function: general transcription initiation factor activity; core promoter sequence-specific DNA binding; protein heterodimerization activity. The record is from RefSeq and is a predicted model, not a curated record. Gene Ontology annotation, biological process: positive regulation of transcription by RNA polymerase II; RNA polymerase II preinitiation complex assembly; chromatin remodeling. The coding region runs from base 1 to 465 and encodes 154 amino acids. Lineage: Eukaryota; Fungi; Ascomycota; Saccharomycetes; Saccharomycetales; Saccharomycetaceae. The transcript has a single exon. Gene Ontology annotation, cellular component: negative cofactor 2 complex.
AUGGUAGGAGAAGUAGACGAUGUUACGUUGCCGAAAGCUACGGUACAAAAAAUCAUAUCGGAGGUGCUGGAUUCGGACCUUACGUUCAGCAAGGAGGCACGAGAGAUAAUAAUAGAGUGUGGUGUGGAGUUUAUCAUGAUGUUGGCUGGGUCUGCCAGCGAGAUUGCGGACAAAGAGUUGAAGAAGACGAUAGCGCCAGAUCACGUGAUCAAAUCAUUGCAAGAUCUUGAGUUUGAUGAGUUCAUACCACCAUUGGAGGAGAUAUUGCACCAGCACAAGGAGAACCAGAAGAUAAGGGAGAGACGAGAUGCGAAGUUCAAAAAGUCUGGGCUUUCGGAAGAGGAAUUGCUACGACAACAAGAGGAGUUGUUCAGACAGUCCAGAUCGAGAUUGCAGCAAACGUCUUCUGUGUCGGACGUUUCCGGUAAUGAGCCGGAAACUGGUUUGAAAACCGAAGAGUUUUGA